AUGCCUUGGUCUUUCCAGAUCGAAGGUAUGCUUGACGCUAUUCUGGCUAUAUCUUCUGCUCAGUUGGCGAGGCGAAGUCAGGACGCAGACCGCGCCAAACACCUUCGCGCCGUAUCCUCCCGCCACGAGAGGAAGUGCUAUCAAUUCAUCAAGGAGCGCUUGAACCCGUCGGGUGGAUUGCCAGAAGAUACCUACCAGGUUACUGCGGUGAUCCUCAUCCUGGUAGGACUAGAAGCACUCAAUGGUGUCAAAACUACGAGAUGGAUAUCGCAAUUGAAGAGUGUGCAACGGAUACUUAGUGCGCUUACUCCGGAGCAGAGCAUCAUGGACUGUGUUGAAGUUGAUUCCCUGCAUCGACACUUCACUUACCACUUCGCCUCUGCUUCGCUCAUGGCGCGGGUGUCAAACGCCGGAAAGGCCUGUUCGGCAGAGCAGGGCUUGAUACCAAUCAGCGCCGCCCUAAUGCCAGGCACAAUCGACCCGCUCAUGGGCAUCUCAUACCAGCUAUGCGACCUGAUUUCACGGAUACAGUAUGUCACCUCUUCGAGUCCCGCGUUUCCCCUCGCUACCGAAGCGUCUUUCAACGUGAUCGAGAAGGGUAUACAGAAUUGGGCUUACGACAACCCGUUUGCACUUGGCGUCGAUACUCCUAUAGCUCUCGACCUCAUUGCCUUGGCAGAAGCCUACCGUUUAGCAGCUCUCAUUCAGCUCUACCGCACCUCGCCUAGCCAUUCAGCCAAUAUUGCGGGUUGUGCAUCACGCGCGAUGGAGUUUAUCGCUCGUAUACCACCGGGAAGCGCCGCGGAGUCAAGUUUGCUCUACCCAAUAUUUCUCGCUGGAGCCGAGCUAGAUGAUGAAGCGGCCAUCGAGAAGUGCUUCCAGAGGCUAGAGGAUAUCCAGAAUAGGAAUCGGUACGAGAACGUUGAAUGUGUCCAAAAGGUGUUGAAAGAAGUGUGGCGACCGAAGCUUGAAGGUGGUCAAAGAAGGGACUGGGAAGAAGUUGUAAGAGAGUGGAACUGGUCAUUUACUUUGGGUUGA
Alternaria viburni is the source of this 1038-nucleotide messenger RNA. RefSeq lists its product as uncharacterized. NCBI's taxonomy places the organism in Eukaryota, Fungi, Ascomycota, Dothideomycetes, Pleosporales, Pleosporaceae. The record is from RefSeq and is a predicted model, not a curated record. Gene Ontology annotation, molecular function: DNA-binding transcription factor activity; transcription cis-regulatory region binding. The coding region runs from base 1 to 1038 and encodes 345 amino acids. Gene Ontology annotation, biological process: positive regulation of transcription by RNA polymerase II. The transcript has a single exon. Gene Ontology annotation, cellular component: nucleus.